This is a messenger RNA of Saccostrea cuccullata (small rock oyster), 309 nucleotides long. RefSeq names its product protein draper-like. Bases 1 to 309 code for a protein of 102 amino acids. Gene Ontology annotation, molecular function: scavenger receptor activity. NCBI's taxonomy places the organism in Eukaryota, Metazoa, Mollusca, Bivalvia, Ostreida, Ostreidae. The transcript has 4 exons. The record is from RefSeq and is a predicted model, not a curated record.
AUGGUGUUUAUGGAUUUAACUAGAAGGUGUUACGUAACUAAUGGAACUUGUGUUGGUUGUAAAGACGGCUGGACUGGGGAAAAGUGUCUUAAUGCCUGCCCCGCUGGAAAAUAUGGAGCCGAGUGCAAGAAAACAUGUACAGACCAUUGUGGAAAUAAUACUUCCUGUAAUCACAUGACUGGUCAGUGUGAGGGGUGUUUAUCUGGAUGGAUGGGAUAUGAUUGCAAUGAAAGGGACCCCCCUUGCACGUAUUUAGCAGACUAUGAGACCAUAUGUAGUGUAAACUGCAUUAACAAUGACAAAUGCUGA